UAAAGAUGUGAUCUUCGUGACGAGGGGAUGGGCUGGAACAUCAUGAAGAACAAAGUUAUGGCAGACUGUGGAGACUCCGCAACGACAGCUCCUCCUACUUAGCCGUCAUCUCCGCCUCUCCUCACUGCUCAUCCAUUUUCUGAGACCACUGAACGAAGAGCUCUGAAGACACAAAGCACAGCAUGCCUUUCGAUUCCAUUCCAAGCAAAGCUACGCUGAAUAUUAAGCCAUUCAAGGCUCAUGUUUCAGACGAAGACCUCAAUGACUUCAAGCAAUUGUUGAAGCUGUCCAAGAUUGGACCAAAAACCUACGAGAACCAGGUCGCGAACGUCAAAGACUACCUCCACUUCGGUAUCACACACAAAUGGCUGAGCGAGGCUAAGCAGCGAUGGGAGAAUGGUUACGACUGGCGCAAGACAGAAGCCCGCAUCAACUCCUUCCCUAACUUCGUCACCGAGGUCGAAGACCGCGGCUUCACAUACAACAUCCAAUUUCUCGCCCUCUUUUCGAAGAAUCCAGAUGCAGUCCCUCUUCUCGUCUUCCACGGCUGGCCAGGUAGCAUCCUAGAAUUCAUCGACACCCUCGACCUCCUCCGCAAGAAAUACAGCGAAGAUGACCUUCCCUUCCACAUCAUCACCCCAUCCCUCCCAGGCUACGGCUACACCAACGGCCCACCUCUCGACCGCAAUACCACAACCGAAGAUAUUGCCGCAGUUCUCGACAGAUUCAUGAUCGGGCUCGGCUUCGGAGACGGCUACAUCGCCCAAGGAGGUGACAUCGGGUCCUUCCUCACCCGCAUCAUAGCCGUCACGUCCCCAGCCUGCAAAGCCGCCCAUCUCCACCUCUGCAUCGGCCAAACCGGCGACGAAUCCGGUCUUUCGGCCAAAGAAAAGAAAGGCGUAGAACGAUGCAACGAAUUCGCAACUCUCGGAAACGCAUAUGCUCGUCACCACGGUACUCGUCCCGCUACAAUCGGUCUCGUCCUAUCCGCCUCCCCAAUUUCCUUGCUCGCAUGGAUCGGGGAAAAAUUCCAGCAAUGGUCCGAUGAAACUCCUCCUAUGGAUCAGAUGCUCGACGGUGCGACGUUAUAUUGGUUCACACAAUCUUUCCCUCGAGCCAUUUUCCCUUAUCGACAGUUUUUCGGUGCGAAUCCUACUUUCUUCCAUAAUGAUCCGGCUUGGUAUAUCAAGAAGCCUCUGGGGUAUUCUUGGCAUCCGGAGGAGUUGGCUCCGGUUCCUAAGGCUUGGGUGAAGGAGACGGGGAAUUUGGUUUGGUAUAAGGAGCAUGAUUCUGGGGGGCAUUUUGCUGCUAUGGAGAAACCUGAAUUGUUCGUUUCCGACAUGGAGAGUUUUAUAGCUGAGGUUUGGCCGAAGGCGAAGUCAGGGUAAUUUUGACUCGUUCGUUACUUACGACUUAUGAUGGAAUGGGAGACUGAUGGAGCUCUGUUCUCUUGGUAGGCGAAUGGAUCAGGAUGUAAAGUUGUGAUGGUCGACGAUGGUGGACAGGACUUUCGCUGUAUGUACGUGUACGUUAUAUGAAAGCAACAUGAAAGCAGUUUUAGGACCUUC
Molecule: messenger RNA, 1568 nt
Organism: Pseudocercospora fijiensis CIRAD86
Lineage: Eukaryota; Fungi; Ascomycota; Dothideomycetes; Mycosphaerellales; Mycosphaerellaceae
Exons: 3
Coding region: 183-1388 (401 amino acids)
Biological process (GO): epoxide metabolic process
Molecular function (GO): epoxide hydrolase activity
Source: RefSeq, a predicted model, not a curated record